AAUUUGCUUUCUAAUUCUUCAACACAAAAAGAAGCUUGUAUUGUAUCCAAAAAUGUCAAACAAUAUGUCAGGUAAUGAAGAUGGAAGCUUCUCCUCUGGAAACACUGGAGAAGAAGAAGUUCAUCAAGAAAACAAGCAGCAGCAGCAGCAAACCAAUAAAAAGAAAAGAAACCUACCAGGAACCCCAGAUCCAAGUGCAGAAGUAGUAGCUCUAUCACCAACAACAUUAAUGGCAACAAACAGAUUCGUGUGUGAGAUAUGCAACAAAGGAUUUCAGAGAGACCAAAAUCUUCAACUACACAGGAGAGGACACAAUCUACCAUGGAAGCUAAGGCAAAGAACAACCACAGAGGUCAAGAAGCGUGUCUACGUCUGCCCUGAGCCCACGUGCGUUCACCACAACCCAUCACGUGCUCUUGGCGACCUCACUGGCAUCAAGAAACACUUCAGCCGCAAACAUGGCGAAAAGAAAUGGAAGUGUGACAAGUGUUCCAAACGCUACGCUGUUCAAUCUGAUUGGAAAGCUCACCUCAAAACUUGCGGCACUCGCGAGUAUAAGUGUGAUUGCGGCACCAUCUUUUCCAGAAGAGACAGUUUCAUUACUCAUCGUGCUUUCUGUGAUGCUUUGACCGAAGAAAAUAACAAACUUUCUUCCACCCAUCAGGGUUUGUUAACAACUGGCAUGCCCCCAAGUCAGAUUCCAUUAACCACUUCUUCUUCUUCAUCAGAUCAAUUAUUCAUCACUGAUCCACCACUUAUCAUUCCAACAACAACUCCUUUCAAUAACUCCAUCUUCUCAUCGACAACUACUUCUUCUUCUUGUUCUUCUUCAACGCUUCAGCUGAGUUCUAGUGGCUUCAACAAUGUUAUUCUUUCUAAUCCAUCUUCUUCAUCAUCGCCUCACAUGUCUGCAACUGCUCUGUUGCAGAAAGCAGCUCAAAUGGGUGCAACUGCAAGUAACAACAGCAUGAAUUAUUCACCCAUGAUGCAGAAAAGCUUCUCCAUGGGAACAACUACCAUGGCUGGAGUAGUUAGUGGUGGCCAUGAUGCUGCAUUUACAAACCAAUUGUUUCAGAAAGAAAUCGUCUCAUCACAACUGUUUGAUGCAAACACUACUACUAAUAGUAGUAGUAAUAAUGAUAUGGGAAUGUAUGGUCAAAUGUUCAUGGGAACAAUUACUAGUAAUAAUAAUAAUAAUGGGUUGAUGAAGAUUAGUAGUGAUGUGGAACAAGAGAUUAGUGAUGAUGAUAAUAAUAAUAAUAAUAAUAACAAUACGAUAAUGGUGGAGGCAUCAAGGUUUGGAGGAGGGAGUGGAAGGGAUGAUGAUAUUGCAACUGUUCAUGAUUUCUUGGGAAUUGGUGGAGCUUCAUCAAUUGCUUCAACAGCAACAGUGAGUUUGCAUGAAUCAGAGCAACAGCAAAGAUUAGUAGCAGAGACAUUGAAUCAGCAGAGGUUGCAGAUUAUGAACCACUUUCAUCACCAUAUUCCUCAUCAUGCUGCAGAUUCAGCUAUUGACAAAACUAUGUGGGAUGUCUGAGACUGAUUAUGUUAGC
Arachis duranensis is the source of this 1553-nucleotide messenger RNA. RefSeq names its product zinc finger protein GAI-ASSOCIATED FACTOR 1-like. Bases 53 to 1537 code for a protein of 494 amino acids. The transcript has 2 exons. Gene Ontology annotation, cellular component: nucleus. Gene Ontology annotation, molecular function: DNA-binding transcription factor activity. The record is from RefSeq and is a predicted model, not a curated record. Lineage: Eukaryota; Viridiplantae; Streptophyta; Magnoliopsida; Fabales; Fabaceae.